Penicillium bovifimosum is the source of this 2025-nucleotide messenger RNA. Its product is annotated as transcription factor domain-containing protein. Lineage: Eukaryota; Fungi; Ascomycota; Eurotiomycetes; Eurotiales; Aspergillaceae. Gene Ontology annotation, biological process: DNA-templated transcription; positive regulation of transcription from RNA polymerase II promoter by galactose. The record is from RefSeq and is a predicted model, not a curated record. Gene Ontology annotation, molecular function: zinc ion binding; DNA-binding transcription factor activity, RNA polymerase II-specific; RNA polymerase II cis-regulatory region sequence-specific DNA binding. Bases 1 to 2025 code for a protein of 674 amino acids. The transcript is spliced from 7 exons. Gene Ontology annotation, cellular component: nucleus.
AUGGGGCUAAAUGUCAGUCACGUGGCAUACCCAACAUUCCGACUCUCGGAUCAGAUCCCGAGCUUUUCCCUGCGGUUCGACCCUCCUGUAAUUGCCAUUAUGAACCACUCGGCGUCUGCGUCUCAACCCAGACCAAAACGUCGGAAAAUUGCUGUUGCCUGCGAUGAUUGUCGGGCCAGGAAGGUUCGUUGUGAUGGAGUACAACCGGCCGCAUUAGAAUCUCGGAUCCAACGACUUGAAAGCCCACGGUAUCCGGAGACGGCUCAAACAGCAGGAACCCCACUGAGAGCAUGUCUGUCAUCUCCGACACCCGGCACAGCACGGUCACCUACGCCUGCAAACUACACCCGAAGUACGCACCGUCAAGGCGACAUAUCCACACCCACAAGUCAACUAGAUGGGGUUAAUGCGAUGAUGGGUGCUGUAGAUGAAGAGCGCGCCUAUCAAGGUUUCUUUGGAAGCUCCAGUGCGGCAGGUUUCAUGCGUCAAGUCAAGACUGCGGUCGACCGAAGAGUCGCAUCACCUCAUCAGCGAUGCUCGGUUCCUAAUCCCCCUAUCCCUUCCAGCUUAAUGCCGACGCGUGGCGAGAGACAGCAGUCUUCUGUGGCAAGCUACGUGCUUCCCCCACGGAGAAUGGCAGACAGUCUGAUGGAGGUCUACUGGGACUACGUCUUCCCGUUAUAUCCGUUUCUGGAACCGGCUCAGUUGAAAGCCGAGUAUGCAAAGAUAUGGACCGGUGAUGGCCUGGUGUAUGAUGAGAACAUGUUGAUGUGCACUCUCAAUGUUAUAUUCGCUCUGUCCAGCCAGUUGGCGGAUUUCGUUCCGCCAAAAGAUCGAGAGGCAUCGGCAGAUGCUUUUUUUCCCGCGCCAAAGGGUUAUUUCAAUUCAAUCUUUGGGAUACUGGCUCUUCUGGGACUUCAUCUCCCCCAGCACAUUGCUCGUCUUCAGACGUUCCGAGAGCGCCAGCUGGCCCGAAAAAUAUGGCAUGGCUGUAUUUUAAUGGAUCGAGUUAUAUCUAUGACAUUCGGUCGCCCUGCCAUGAUAUCCAAGGCCUCUAGCGGGGCGGUUCCUUUGCCAGUCGCGGUUGACGAUGAGUAUAUCCCCGUCGACUCGAGCAAGGAGGUUUCCCAGCCUUCCGACUGUCCGUCGAUGAUGGCAUUCUACGCGAAAUCAUUGGAGCUUUACGAAAUCAUGAAUGAUGUACUUCUCAGCCUUUACAAGCCAAUCUCUGAUGAGAGCAGUGAGGACGCACAUGAGUUCACUUUCGACAAUGUUACAGGCGAGGGGGAGCGAACUAUCUUCCAGAUUGACCGCUCUCUCACUCAAUGGACACGAAGUCUGCCUCCACACUUGCGUGGAGGUUCAUCGGAGAGCUCUGCAAACCCUAUAUUCUGCCGACAAAAAGUUGUAUUGCGCGCCAGAUUUCUUCAUGUGCGUAUGCUACUUUUUCGGUCUACUCUUUCCAAGUACUGUGCCGUCCGAGAUAAUACCACGACUGGUCCGCUGGUGUCUGCGUAUGACUCCUUUCCUCAUCGGGUGGCGCUUCAAUGUUCAAUCAUUUGUGUGAAGACGGCCCAAGAGUCGAUCGAGCUCAUCCACAAUAACGUCCCUGCUGAUGGUACCGGUGGCCCACUACCAGCGUGGUGGUAUAAUAUUCUGUACGUUUAUACUUCUGCAACCGUCUUGAUCGCGGGCCGUUUAUGCUCUGCGAUACUUGCCGAGGUCACAGAAAACUCCAUCGCGCAGUCUUGGAACUACGCACUCGAGGUACUUCGGAAAUACCAAACCUAUAGCACAUCAGCUCGUCGCUGUGUGGCUGCUCUUGAGAUCCUUUACGAACAAGUUGCCUCUGAAGGUCUGUUGCCGACCGACAACUCAUCCAGCCAUAACAUAGACACCAGUGCAGGCGUCGUGAAUGAUGAAUCCUUUGGAGAAGCAAUAAACGCGGCCAUUAUGGACCAUUUUGAAUUCCCUGACUUUCAAGAUAUGUCAUGGUUGAAUAGUGUUCCAAGCAACCUGUUUUAG